This is a messenger RNA of Balaenoptera ricei (Rice's whale), 957 nucleotides long. It is a transcript of the gene TPI1, whose product is annotated as triosephosphate isomerase 1. Gene Ontology annotation, cellular component: cytosol. Gene Ontology annotation, molecular function: triose-phosphate isomerase activity. The record is from RefSeq and is a predicted model, not a curated record. The coding region runs from base 2 to 862 and encodes 286 amino acids. Gene Ontology annotation, biological process: glyceraldehyde-3-phosphate biosynthetic process; glycolytic process; gluconeogenesis. The transcript has 7 exons. NCBI's taxonomy places the organism in Eukaryota, Metazoa, Chordata, Mammalia, Artiodactyla, Balaenopteridae.
CAUGGCAGAGGACGCGGGGGGGGCGGAGUUCUGCCUCUCCGCGCUCUAUAUAAGCGGCCAGUGGAAGCGGUUGCGCGCUGUUCCUGACCUUCAGUGUGCCGGCUUCAUCGCAAUGGCGCCCUCCAGGAAGUUCUUCGUGGGGGGGAACUGGAAGAUGAACGGGCGGAAGAACAAUCUGGGGGAGCUCAUCAACACUCUGAACGCGGCCAAGGUGCCGGCCGACACCGAGGUGGUUUGCGCACCCCCCACCGUCUUCAUUGACUUCGCCCGGCAGAAGCUAGAUCCCAAGAUUGCAGUGGCUGCGCAGAACUGCUACAAAGUGGCUAAUGGGGCCUUUACGGGGGAGAUCAGCCCUGGCAUGAUCAAAGACUGUGGAGCCACGUGGGUGGUCCUGGGGCACUCGGAGAGAAGGCAUGUCUUUGGGGAGUCAGAUGAGCUAAUUGGGCAGAAGGUGGCUCACGCCCUGGCAGAGGGACUUGGAGUAAUCGCCUGCAUUGGGGAGAAGCUAGAUGAGAGGGAAGCUGGCAUCACUGAGAAGGUCGUUUUCGAGCAAACCAAGGUCAUCGCAGAUAAUGUGAAGGACUGGGGCAAGGUUGUCCUGGCCUAUGAGCCUGUGUGGGCCAUUGGUACUGGCAAGACUGCGACACCCCAACAGGCCCAGGAAGUACACGAAAAGCUCCGGGGAUGGCUUAAGUCCAACAUCUCUGAUGCAGUGGCUCAGAGCACCCGCAUCAUUUAUGGGGGUUCUGUGACUGGGGCAACCUGCAAGGAGCUGGCAAGCCAGCCUGAUGUGGAUGGCUUCCUUGUGGGGGGUGCUUCCCUCAAGCCUGAAUUCGUGGACAUCAUCAAUGCCAAACAAUAAGCCCCGCCCAUCUCUGCUACCCUUCCUGCUGAGACAGGGACUAGGUAGCUCAGAAGCCCAGUAACUGUACUGCCCCCCCACCUUCACACGUGCUU